CACCGUUUGGCAGAUUCUGCCACCGUUCAAUACAUUGAUCCAUGCCCUCCCCCAAACCACCCGAAUCUCAGAAGAAGAAGCCUGGCCGCGGCGGUCCUAGACCCGGCGCAGGACGGCCACGCAAAGAGCCACAGCCCGGCCAAGGUCAACACAAGCCCCGAAAGAAAACACAGACUUCGCAAGCGCAUCAAUUGGCGCCUGGGGCUGCGAUCCCAGCAUUCUUCCAACCACGAGAUAUCUCACGGCCCGUUCCACUCGGAACUCACUCGCCGUUUACUACACCAUCCACUUCGACAUCCCGUGGUCCCGUUCAAGAUCCGCAGGCGUCCUUCUGGUCUGGUGUUCGUGUGGCCGCCGGUGCGGCGGCGGCGAUUCGAACUGAGAAUGGCAACAAAGCUCCCAUGCUCACCGACUCCGACCUUCGUUCGUUACAAGAGGGUCUCGAAUUCAUCGAAGGCAAUGACGAACAUGCCGAUAUUCUUGCCCGCCGGGAGCAGGAUUCCCAAGAGUCCAUGGUCGACGAGAUUUUUGAGAGGGACGGGGAGAUGGAUAGUGACGCGGUGUUAGAGGCGGAGACGAGGGAUUCCGAGGCUGCGAAUGGAUCAAUUCACGACCAGCACCAUUACGGACUUCGGAAGAGAAUUGUGGAUGAGAUUCGUGUUCAUGGCAUGCCUCUGUGUUACAAAAGAGGGCAAUUAUUUGACCGCCCCGUGCAUCCCAUCUUUGCCAUGCAGCGCAGCGCAACACUCGGCCUUGCCACUGGGCUUGAUCCCAGCCCAUUGUAUCUCUGCGAAACUUUUCUUUGGCUUCCGUCGUAUCUGCCUGGUCAUCCUGACAGAUUUUUGUGCUACAAUGACAAUCCUAUUGCUCGACGUGUCCGCUCCAUGCCAAAUGAUUUCUUCAUUCUCACGAAUUGGUACACCUGUGAUAAACGGCGGAACGGAAGUCCAGGAUGCGGUCAGAAUAUUCAAGGCACUGACCCACAUAUCAUUGGCCAACUUCCCAGAUUUGUUCAAGCUGCGUUUCCAGCCUAUCUCUCGGCGCGCGGGGCAAUCUUGAAGCUUGUCAUGCGCCAGAUGUCCAAUACAUUUGCUGCUCGAUUCGGGCCUGCUCCUUUUUUGGACCUCUUUUCGGACAUCCAACACCGUGCCCAUGCUGACAAUGAGAUGAUUUAUCUCAGCGCGGCGAACUUCUAUGGCGUUAAGCCGAUGGAGCCCUUCUCUGGCUUUGAUGAUUGCACCCGCUACGCUGGCUCAUUGCCAUCAGUUGGGUAUCUGAAGGCGCUGUUCACCGACUACAUCUCUGCACAUCGGAUCUUCAUCGACCGCUUUAUUGCAAGUCUUCCGCUCACCAUUGCGAAGGUGGAUCACACUUUUGAUUUUUUGAAGCAUAUGGGUGGUGUCAAGGGCUCUCGUAUCUUCACAGCGGCUUAUACCAUCUUGAACGAGUUCGAGGAAGUUCAAGCACAUUCCCUGACAUUGACAAAGUCUUUAUCCUUUGUUGAUGAGAUGUAUUCUCGUCUUCUCCAAGGCCUGACAGAUUGCCAGAAUGCGGUGACACAGAUUUUGUACACAGACUCGCCUCAAUUAGAACGCUCAUUCCACGAGAAGAUCAACUCCGCUCUUCGCGACAAUGUUUCGGCAGUCACAGAUUGGACCGACCUCCCCGCGUUUGAACGAACACUCACCAUCCUACCCCAGACUCUGUCAGAUCCCAUUAUUAUUGAAUCAAUGGCCAACGAGGUUCUACAAAGUCUGAUUGCCCCUUCAACAACAUCCUCCUCGUGGGCAAUUAUCAUUGAUGCACCUCAGUUACCACCGCCAUCACCCAGUUGCACCCCCGCGGGGGUCCUACUGGGUACCCUCAGACGUAGCUCUGAGGGUACCUAACAGGUACCCCCCUGCGGGGCCCGCGGGGGGGAUUUGGUCC
This is a messenger RNA of Mycena citricolor, 1929 nucleotides long. The record is from the annotation of a GenBank genome assembly. NCBI's taxonomy places the organism in Eukaryota, Fungi, Basidiomycota, Agaricomycetes, Agaricales, Mycenaceae.